AUGGAUACCUCCCUUCCCUCUCUCACAUGGAACUUUUCUUUCAAUACUUCAGGGAGACAUAUUACAACAAAUCCCCAUUAUGGAGCUCUCUUCAUCAUGCUUCUCAUGGACCUAGUGGCAAUAGCAGGGAAUGUGGCUGUUAUGGGGGUCAUCAUGAAGACUCCAUCCCUCAGGAAGUUUGUUCUGGUCUUCCACUUGUGUGUGGUGGAUCUCCUGGCUGCACUUACACUCAUGCCCUUGGCAAUGUUGUCAGGAAGUGGAGGUACUUCCCUGUAUGAAGGCCAGGGACUUGGGCAGAUGGCCUGCCGUGCCUACCUCUUCUUGACUGUUUGUCUAACCAGCACAGGCAUUUUGUCAAUCUCAGCCAUCAAUAUUGAGAGAUAUUAUUAUGUGGUUCAUCCGAUGAGGUAUCAAGUCAAAAUGACUAUGGGACUAGUUAGUUGGGUACUGGCUGGAGUGUGGAUUAAGGCAUUGCUGACAUCCCUAAUCCCAGUACUAGGAUGGAAUCCUACUGUUCCUGGACAUUGCAGUCUGCAAGGAGGUGGCAACAGUGUCUUCCGUGCAGGGUUUCUUCUCUUUUACUCCUCCUUUUACUUCUUAUUGCCUUUGACUAUCAUAAUUGUUGUCUACUGCAGUAUGUUUAGGGUGGCACGUGUGGCUGCUCUCCACCAAGGGCCCCUUCCAACAUGGAUGGACACAUCACUUCAGCACCGACACUCAGAAUCUCUCAGCAGUCAAUCCACCAUGGUGACAGGGUCUGGAGUUACACGUGGAACUCCACAGCAGCGAGUGUCUGCUGGUGGUUCCAGAAGUGGUGGAAAAGCUGCAGCUGUAUUAGCAGCAGUAGGGGGUCAAUUCCUUUUGUGUUGGCUACCUUAUUUUGGUUUCCAUCUAUAUGCUGCACUAUGUUCUCCCCCUCCACUACCUGGAUCACGAUUGGAAUGGGCAGUAACAUGGAUGGGAUUUCUGUGCUUUGCUUCUAAUCCAAUUUUUUAUGGUUGCCUGAAUCGUCAAAUCCGUGAAGAGCUAGGGAGAUGGGUUGGUUGUUUUUUUAAGAGGAGUGGAUCAAGGGAGGAUGAGCUUCGACUACCCAGCAGAGAAGGGUCCAUUGAAGAAAAUUUCCUUCAAUUUUUGCAGGGAACAGGUUGCCCACCAGACACUCGCGCAGCUAUUCACAUUUCCCCUAAAGGGGAACAUCCUGCAGUAGACUUUCGGAUCCCUGGGCAGAUUGCAGAGGAAACUUCAGAAUUCUUAGAACAACCAUGGGAUUUGACAACAGUGGGCAGAGACUAUACUAAUAACUGCCCAUCUUCAAAAACAUGA
Messenger RNA from Staurois parvus, 1323 nucleotides. The record is from the annotation of a GenBank genome assembly. NCBI's taxonomy places the organism in Eukaryota, Metazoa, Chordata, Amphibia, Anura, Ranidae.